GCGUUAUCAAUCGAAUCAGUCAACACUUGGCCCGUUGCUGAUUCGCCUUGUGCCGCAUUGGCGCCAUUCCGAAAUCGGCAGCCGACCAGUUCGAAUAUCUUGUUGCGUGUCUUGCUAUGACCGUAACUGCGGCUGUGUGGACGGUGCUGUUGGCUGCGUCAUUUGCAGCGGCGGCUCUGGGCUCGGCGUUUGAUGGCCGUAAGCCGAAUACCGUGUUCGUGGCCAUACUUGUGCGGAACAAGGCUCACACGUUGCCAUACUUUUUCAGCGCCUUCGAGUCUCUGGACUAUCCCAAAGACCGGAUGCACCUGUGGAUAAGAAGUGAUCAUAAUAUAGACAAUUCUUCUCAAAUUUUAAAUAAAUGGUUGCAAACAUCAGGGACAGUUUAUCAUUCAGUUGAUGUCAAAAUUGAUAAUGAACCAAAAAAAUAUAAGGAUGAAAUUGGUCCUGCUCAUUGGCCGCAUUCCAGAUUUCAGCAUAUUGUUGAGCUACGAGAAUCUGCUUUGCGUUCUGCACGAUAUCAUUGGGUCGAUUAUAUUUGGUUUUUAGAUUGUGAUGCAUUUAUAAUCAACAAGUCUACUUUAAAACAUUUAAUGCAAAAAAACUAUCCAGUUGUUGCUCCAAUGUUGAAGUCUGAUGGUUUAUAUUCAAAUUUUUGGUGCGGUAUGACAGAUAAUUACUAUUACAAGAGAACUUCUGAUUAUACACCUAUAGUUGAGUGGAAAACUAAAGGAUGCUUUAAAGUUCCUAUGAUACACAGCUCAGUUUUAAUAGAUCUCAGAUUUCAAAUUACUAAUAACUUGACAUUUAAACACAACAUACUGCCCAAUUAUAUGGGACCUGUAGAUGAUAUAAUUAUAUUUGCUAUGUCUGCAAAUUUUUCUGGUAUUCCUUUACACAUUUGCAAUGAUCAAAUAUAUGGUUUCAUUACUAUACCCCUUGAAAAAGACAGUUCUUUAGAAAUGGACAUUAAUCAAUUGACAAAUAUAAAAUUAGAAAUAACUGUUCAUAAUGACCCAUUAUGGAUUUCAAGUAAUUUAUCAAAUCUUGAACUGCCAAGUACAUCUAUAGAUAAUAUGGGCCUGGAUAAAAUUUUUGUUAUCAAUUUAGCCCGAAGAAUAGAAAGACGAAAUCGUAUGAAUUACUGUCUUAAUGCACUUGGGUUAAAUGUAACCUUUAUUGAAGCUACUGAUGGAAGGUUAGUAAAUUAAUUUUAGAAUUUAUUAU
Sipha flava (yellow sugarcane aphid) is the source of this 1227-nucleotide messenger RNA. Its product is annotated as glycosyltransferase 25 family member. Gene Ontology annotation, molecular function: procollagen galactosyltransferase activity. The record is from RefSeq and is a predicted model, not a curated record. The transcript has 5 exons. Bases 117 to 1211 code for a protein of 364 amino acids. Lineage: Eukaryota; Metazoa; Arthropoda; Insecta; Hemiptera; Aphididae.